Messenger RNA from Oryzias melastigma (Indian medaka), 2804 nucleotides. RefSeq names its product 6-phosphofructo-2-kinase/fructose-2,6-bisphosphatase 4. The coding region runs from base 385 to 1938 and encodes 517 amino acids. The record is from RefSeq and is a predicted model, not a curated record. Gene Ontology annotation, cellular component: cytosol. NCBI's taxonomy places the organism in Eukaryota, Metazoa, Chordata, Actinopteri, Beloniformes, Adrianichthyidae. Gene Ontology annotation, molecular function: 6-phosphofructo-2-kinase activity; ATP binding; fructose-2,6-bisphosphate 2-phosphatase activity. The transcript is spliced from 14 exons. Gene Ontology annotation, biological process: fructose 2,6-bisphosphate metabolic process; fructose metabolic process.
UGUGGUUGACGCUUGACGCAAGGUAAAUCUAAAGAUUUUUUUUUUUUGAGUGUAAGCCUGUGCUCAUUUCCCAUCAUCUUGUUAUUUACACUCUCCCUCUAGCCCCUUAACAUUACUGGUGCAACAAAAAAGGUGUGCAAUAUUGGGGUUAUCCAUACAGUUCUGAGCCAGAUACCAUUCGGAUGAGGAAGACGUUCAUGGAUCUAUAGUAGUCUGCAAGUGAAUGCAAGUUUGUAUGUAGCCUGUCGAUUGUAUUUUUUAUUUUAUUUAUUUAUUUUUUACAAACGAAACAGAAAUACCCUGAAAUUUUGAGCUUAAUUUUAUUUUCCUCCAUCAUCAUAACAUGUUACGAACACAAUUUUCAUCACAGUGGGUCGUGGAUGGAUGGGAGGGGGCAGAAGACAGGUACCCUGCCACCUCCAUCUCUGUUCAAGCCCUCCUCUCGGUGUUAAGCUCUUUCUCCCCCCCUCUCUCUCUGACACGCGCGCGCUCACGCACGUAGGGGGUGUGUGCUGUGAGCAUCUCUGCUGCUGGAAUCACGUACACACACCGCCAGGCUCCAUCCGACAGGCGCCCACGAUGAGAGGCUGCUCCAGCCGAACCAAGCAGAACCAGGGCAAGGCGGUAUGCAUGACCAACUGUCCUACCCUGAUUGUAACGGUGGGCCUUCCUGCCAGAGGAAAGACGUACAUCUCCAAAAAGCUGACUCGCUACCUGAACUGGAUUGGCGUUCCCACCAGAGAGUUCAACGUGGGGCAGUACAGACGAGACUUUGUGAAGAUCUACAAAUCUUUUGAGUUUUUUCGCCCGGACAACGAGGAGGGUUUAAAGAUCAGGCAGCAGUGUGCGUCAGCGGCACUGAACGACGUGCGGCAGUACCUCACAGAGGACGGAGGCCAAGUUGCAGUUUUUGAUGCGACAAACACCACCAGGGAGAGAAGAGAAACGAUCGUUCAGUUUGCUGAACAGAAUGGCUUUAAGGUGUUUUUUGUGGAGUCUGUGUGUGAAGACCCAGACGUCAUUCAGGAAAACAUUGUGCAAGUGAAGCUGUGCAGCCCGGACUACACAAACUGUAACACAGACGAGGCCGUGGAGGAUUUUAUGCAGAGGAUCAAGUGUUAUGAAAACUCCUAUGAAACGCUAGAUGAAGUUCUGGACAGGGAUCUCUCCUACAUUAAAAUCAUAGACGUAGGUCAGCGGUAUCUGGUCAACAGAGUGCUGGACCACAUCCAGAGCCGGAUCGUGUACUACCUCAUGAACAUCCACAUCACGCCCCGCUCCAUCUACCUGUGUCGCCAUGGAGAGAGCGAGCUCAACGUCAAGGGUCGAAUCGGCGGAGAUUCUGGCCUCACUGCACGGGGAAAACAGUUUGCAAAGAAGUUGGGUCAGUUCAUCCAGACUCAGAGCAUUGUGGACCUGAAGGUGUGGACCAGUCAGAUGAAGAGGACCAUCCAGACAGCGGAGGCUCUCGGCGUUCCUUAUGAACAGUGGAAAGCACUCAAUGAGAUCGAUGCUGGCGUUUGUGAGGAGAUGAUGUAUGAGGAGAUCCAGGAGGGUUACCCUCUGGAGUUCGCCCUGAGGGAUCAAGACAAGUAUCGCUAUCGCUACCCGAAAGGAGAGUCCUACGAGGAUCUGGUGCAGCGGUUGGAGCCGGUCAUCAUGGAGCUGGAGAGGCAGGAGAACGUGCUGGUCAUCUGCCACCAGGCCGUCAUGCGCUGUCUGUUAGCUUACUUUUUGGACAAAACAGCUGAGGAGCUGCCGUACCUGAAGUGCCCUCUGCACACCGUGCUGAAGCUGACGCCUGUGGCCUACGGUUGUAAAGUGGAGUCCAUCAGCCUGAACGUGGACGCUGUCAACACGCACAGAGAAAAACCUGAGAACGUAGAUGUGACUCGGAUGUCAGAGGAGGCUUUGAUUACUGUGCCAGCUCACCAUUGAGGCAGCUGGCCCUCCUCAGCACUCACUCCCCCCCACCCAACCCUGACCCCUUCCCCUUUUAAUAUUCAAUACGCACAAUGAUUCUCUUCAGACCUUUCAAACACGUGGAUGUCGAUUGUCUUCUUCUUUUUUGUUUUAAAGCUCUAUUUGAAGACACAUUGGUGAUGGUACUUAACUGGAAUCCAGUUUGUAAUUUUUCCACAAAAACAAAAAACAAUCCUGUCACGGAUCUUGUUGUGCACAUUUUUGCAGAGUGAAUAAAAGAAAAAAGCCCACACACAACUGUGAAGCAAUGAAGCUCAGGCACUUUUUCCUUUGAUCACACUUGAUUUUUUGAGUAAAAAAAAAAAAUGUUCGUUUCAUUUCUUCUUUAAUUUUGGAUGGUCAGGAAACUCUGUGUUAAGUUAUUAUAGUCUUUUGAAUGAAUUGAUCUUAUAAAUGCGCACAAUUUUUUCUAAAAACAAGCUUUGAGAUAAUCUGCGUGAGCUGCAAAGCAGUUUCAUUUACAGACAGGCACAUCUUUGGACAGCACAGUGCUGCAAAAAUGGAAGCACCCCUUCAAUGCCUUUAAGUGCCUUAUAGUGGCUGAUUUUUGUGUAUCCUGACUGUCAUAAGCCAAAUCUUUCCUUUAGAAUUUUUUUUUUAAUAGGUGGAGGAUAAAAACAUUUCUAAGCACAUUUUAGGAAAUAAAUUGCAUAAUUAAUUGAGAAAAACACUGGUUUCGUCUGUUUUCUGUUUUGCACAUGAACACAUUUUGUUUAGCUUCUUGAAAAGUGUAAAAUCCUCCAUUUAUGUUAUCAAACACUGAUCAUUUCAGAUUAUCUUUCUGUUGACUGUCUCUAAAAUAAACUCAACCAUUCCACAAA